AUGGAGCGCUGCCCCAGCCUGGGGGUCACCCUCUACGCCCUGGUGGUGGUCCUGGGACUGAGGGCAGCACCGGCCGGCGGCCAGCACUAUCUGCACAUCCGCCCGGCGCCCAGCGACAACCUGCCCCUGGUGGACCUCAUCGAACACCCAGACCCUAUCUUUGACCCUAAGGAGAAGGAUCUGAACGAGACGCUGCUGCGCUCGCUGCUCGGGGGCCACUACGACCCGGGCUUCAUGGCCACUUCGCCCCCCGAGGAUCGGCCCGGAGGGGGCGGGGGACCGGCUGGGGGUGCCGAGGACCUGGCGGAGCUGGACCAGCUGCUGCGGCAGAGGCCGUCGGGGGCCAUGCCGAGCGAGAUCAAAGGGCUGGAGUUCUCCGAGGGCUUGGCCCAAGGCAAGAAGCAGCGCCUGAGCAAGAAGCUGAGGAGGAAGUUACAGAUGUGGCUGUGGUCACAGACCUUCUGCCCGGUGCUGUACGCGUGGAACGACCUGGGCAGCCGCUUUUGGCCGCGCUACGUGAAGGUGGGCAGCUGCUUCAGCAAGCGCUCGUGCUCUGUGCCCGAGGGCAUGGUGUGUAAGCCGUCCAAGUCUGUGCACCUCACGGUGCUGCGGUGGCGCUGUCAGCGGCGCGGGGGUCAGCGCUGCGGCUGGAUUCCCAUCCAGUACCCCAUCAUUUCCGAGUGUAAGUGUUCCUGCUAGAACUCGGGGGCCCCCUGCCCGUGCCCAGACACUUGAUGGAUCCCUACCAACGCCCCCCCCACAGCCUCCAACCAGUUUCACCACCCUCUAGCGAGGGUUUUCAAUGAACUUUUUUUUUUCUUCUUGGCUACAGAGACCCGGCUUUCUGGUUCAUGUAAUGCACUGUUUAACUGUGUAGGAAUGUAUAUGUGUGUGUAUAUACGGUCCCAGUUUUAAUUUACUUAUUAAAAGGUCAGUAUUAUACGUCAAAAGUUACCGGCUUCUACUGUAUUUAAAAAAAAAAAGCAAGCAAAAGGAAAAAAAAAAAGAGCAGAGAAAAGAGAGACUUAUUCUGGUUGUUGGUAAUAAUGUUAACCUGCUAUUUAUAUCCCAGUGCCCUUCGCAUGGCGAAGCAGGGGGGGAAAGUUAUUUUUUCUUAAAAGUACAAAGAGAGGGGGAACUUUUGUAGAAGGACUUUUUAAAAAAGCUAUUUUCCAUUCUUCGGAAAGUGUUUUGAUUUUCCUUAGACCUCGAAGAAGCUAUAGAGUUCAAUGUUAUUUUACAGUUAUUGUAAAUAUAGAGAACAAAUGGAAUGACUAAUCAUUGUAAAUUAAGAGUAUCUGCUAUUUAUUCUUUAUAAUAUCCCGUGUAGUAAAUAAGAAAGAAGUGCAGAA
Peromyscus eremicus (cactus mouse) is the source of this 1352-nucleotide messenger RNA. It is a transcript of the gene Nog, whose product is annotated as noggin. Lineage: Eukaryota; Metazoa; Chordata; Mammalia; Rodentia; Cricetidae. The record is from RefSeq and is a predicted model, not a curated record. The transcript has a single exon. Gene Ontology annotation, biological process: negative regulation of BMP signaling pathway; negative regulation of cell differentiation; osteoblast differentiation. The coding region runs from base 1 to 699 and encodes 232 amino acids.